Messenger RNA from Sphaerodactylus townsendi, 4676 nucleotides. Its product is annotated as chloride channel protein ClC-Kb-like. NCBI's taxonomy places the organism in Eukaryota, Metazoa, Chordata, Lepidosauria, Squamata, Sphaerodactylidae. The record is from RefSeq and is a predicted model, not a curated record. Gene Ontology annotation, biological process: transmembrane transport; chloride transport. Gene Ontology annotation, molecular function: voltage-gated chloride channel activity. The transcript is spliced from 22 exons. Bases 1967 to 4423 code for a protein of 818 amino acids. Gene Ontology annotation, cellular component: membrane.
GCGCACGCGCCAGGGGGAGUCUGGGCUUGCGCAGGGCGCGCGCACGUGGGGUCGCGGCGCAGGAGCCGCCCCCGAGUCCUGCGCCUCCUCCGGGUGGCCACCUGCCGCGGGGGGGAGGGGGGAGGAGUCCAGGUGUGCUGGCGCGCCAGGUGCUUCCGCCUCAGGGCGGCCCUUUGAAGGCGUGACGCUGCCCCCCCCCCCCAGCCCUGCCGGGGGUCUCGCCAUUGGCGGGGGUCUGAGUCCGGUCUCAUGGCGGUCAACCGUGCCUGCGCCCCCCCCGUGGCGCCUGGUUGACCCCUCCAGUUGACCGGGGCGACACGAGGACAGGAACGGUGGCGCCGGGGGUGGGGGGUGGUCCUGGGGGCGCACGAGGUGGGCUUCCCCGGGGAGACUCUGCAACGGGAGGACGGGAUGCUGUGACGAUGCGGACCUCGGUGGGACCCCGAGAGAGACCCUCCCUCGCUCUCGGCUUCUUCUGCCUCUUGCAACAAUAAACGUGGCCCUCGAUUUCCGACCCCUCUCGCCUCUGGGGUCCCUUCUUGGGCUGGGACUGCGGAGCUGGAUAGCUGACAUGAAACACCCCCCCCCGCCCUCCCCCGGGGCACGAACACCGCCAGGGAUGCGCAAAGGACCCGUCAUGCUGCCACGUGGCCAAGGAGUCAACUCUCUUCCUUUCUUCCAUCUUGUCAUUUUUUCUUCCUUGCCCAAUUCCACACACACACACCCUUCACACACAUGCACAAUGAUAGGGGAUGCUCCGGUCUCGGGUGCCAGCAACACGUCCUGACACUGAGGAACCUUUGGGAGCUCUUGGGGGGCUGCCCCCCCCCCCCGCCUCAGCCUCCUUUGGGUUUCCUGGUUCCAGCCUCUUCAAGCUGAGCCAUUCCUCGGGUGCAGGGGAGAGCCUCCGCCAACACUCAGAGGGAUCGGGCCCGACUUGAAUCCAGGUCUUGCUGGGAUUGUUCCCGGCAAUGACCAACGACCCCCCCCCACCCACCCCCAGGCCAGCACUGCUUGAGUACCAGCCAUGGCAUUCGCCUUCCACCCCCCCCCAAAUGUGUUUUCUGCCUCCCCCUCUCCCCUUUGGGUCCUAGGCCAAAAUGGGGGGAGGGCAUUUCUUCCACCAGGGUGUGUGUAUGGGGGGAGGGGGGGGGCUGCACAGCAAUUUCCAUGGACACUUCAGGGUCCGGUGUGGACUUUUCCACCCAGGGAGGUAAUCCUUCGGCACGUUGCAGGUCAAAGGUUGCUGGACAGCCCUGCCGGAGAGGCCGGCCUGGGAGCCCCACCUGUCUGUCCAGCCAGGGCCCUGCUCAGAGGCGGAGCUCCUCCGGCUGCCGAUUGCCACCUGCCCCUUCCGCCAAGGCUUAGCGGGGCCACUGUUCUCCCCCCACGGAAAGGACAGUGCCCUUUGCCCUGCGCAACAGGUUCAUCUUCUGUUAAAGGGGCAGGGUCUGGUUUCUCCAUGCGUGUUGGCAACCCCAGCCUGCUGUAGGGCCCUGGCGGCCAAGAGUACCUGGAGCACAAAUAACAGCAGGAGUUGCUCACCUCUAAAGGUGGCCGCCGGCCUGCCCCACAACGGCCACAGCCUGUAUGGGCCCCUUGGUAGGGCUGCCAGGCACUUAAUGAAACGCCAAGGAGAAGGGGGGGGGGUCCCUGCUCCAAGGAGGAACCUGUGUUUGGCCCCACCCUGGCCUUUUGCCUUGGAGGAGGGGGGGAGGUCUGCUAUUCCCUGUCUUUCCUCCGCAUUCCUCUCCUUCAGCCUCCUGUCCUCGGUUUCAUCAGGGCCCCCAGUCGUUCCACCCCCCCCCCAGCUCCUCUCCGCAAACCCUGAGCUCCUCCUGCCCUACCUGCCAUCACCUGGCUGAGGCCAGCCUAUCUGGCCACCCCAGGCCGCUUCCAUCCAGCUCCGGCCCCUGCCCCAGGGAGAUAUAAGCGGGGCAGCCAAAGCAAACCCUCCCCUGAGAUCAUGGUGCGCUGCAGUUGUGGCCAGCAGAGCCCCAAGGAGGGGGAGCCCCGCUGCCUCGCGGACAAGAGGCUUCUGGAGGAGUCCUUCGGCAAGAUCUUCCCGGAGCUGGAGCCCCGGGGGUGGCGCCGCGCUAGGCUGCUGCUCAGGGCCUUGAAAGCCCUGGGCCUCUGUGUCUGCUCCCCUAUCCUCCGGUUUGGGGAGGACUGGAUCUUCCUCUUCCUCCUUGGCAUCUCCAUGGCAACCAUCAGCUUCGGCCUGGAUGUGGCCACCUCCAAAUUCCAGCGAGUUAGCCUCUGGGUCUACGACGGCCUGGAGGGCUACCACCACUUGCAGUAUUUCUCCUGGACGUCGUACCACGUGGCUUUGAUGGUGUGUUCUGCUGCCGCUGCCAAAUACAUCUCGCCCCAAGCGGCAGGCUCUGGGAUCCCGGAGCUGAAGGUGGCCCUUCGAGGGGUGGUGCUGCACGAGUUCUUCACCUUGCGGACCUUCAUGGCCAAGCUGCUGGGAAUAAUCUGUACCUUAGCCGGUGGAAGCACCAUCUUCCUUGGGAAAGUGGGGCCCUUCGUCCACAUGGCCACCAUCUUGGCCACGCUGCUAGGCAAAGUCAUGGUCUGGUUUGCAGGUUCCGCUGAGAACCCGGGGCGCAAGUACGAGCUGCUGAUUGCGGGGGCUGCUGUAGGGGUGGCGUGCUGUUUCGUGGCACCUGUUGGAGGGGUGCUCUUUGGAGUGGAGGUCACGGGCACCCAUUUUGCUGUGCGCGACUACUGGCGUGGAUUCUUUGCCGCCACGUGUGCAGCCCUCACCUUCCGCUUGCUGGCUGUGCUCAACAACACCAGAGAGACCGUGGCAGUUCUCUUCCGGACCAGCUGGCGUGUGGAGUUCCCCUAUGACCUUCCGGAGCUGCUGUCCUACGCCAUCCUGGGAGUCCUUUGCGGAGUCCUUUGUUGCGUCUUUCUCUUCUGCCACCGAAACAUGCUGAUGCUCUUCCAGAACUGCCCAAAAAUCAACUGUUUCAUGAUGAACAACAAAAUUGUGUAUGCUGGAUUUGUAUCGCUGGUUCUGGCAAGCCUCACGUUCCCCCCUGCGCUGGGGCAGUAUAUUGGAGCCAGGCUUUCCAUGAAGGAGCUCCUGGAAACCCUCUUCAACAACAUGACCUGGGGGCUGGAAGAGGCAUCCCUGGGCGGCUUCACCCCCCAGCCCCAAAACCUGACCUACGAUGCCAACUGGCUCCAGUGGAGGCACCCCAACGUCUCGAUGCUGGAAAUGCUGGCCCUCUUCCUCCUUGCUAAGUUCCUGAUGCUUCUUGCUGCCACCACCAUGAUGGUACCUGCUGGAUAUUUCCUCCCCGUCUUUGUUUAUGGAGCUGCUCUGGGCCGGCUGUAUGGGGAGAUGAUGGCCAAAAUAUUCCCCGACGGCAUCAUCUCUGAGGGAAUCCGCAUCCGAAUCACACCUGCUGGCUACGCCCUGGCAGGAGCAGCGGCGUACUCCGGGGCGGUCACGCAGACCCUUUCCACAGCCCUGCUGACCUUCGAGUUGACCGGGCAGAUGUCUCACAUCCUGCCAGUGCUGGUGGCCGUCCUCGUUGCCAACGCCAUCAGCCAGCGCCUGCAGCCGUCCUUCUUUGACGGCAUCAUCAUCGUGAAGAAGCUCCCCUUUCUGCCCAAGCUCUCUGUGGGCAAGAGUGGAGGCCACGAUAUUUAUGCUGAAGACUUUAUGGUGACGGAUCUCAAAUAUUUGACCCGAGAAAGCAAAUUCAAGGAUCUCUGGACUUUGCUCGAUGUCUCUGCCCUCAAACAGUUCCCCCUGGUGGACUCUGAAGAAUCACGUGUUCUGCUGGGGUCCAUUAAGAGGAAACACCUCUCUGCGCUUCUGUCAGACCAGCUUAGUGCCGAGAAGAGAUUUCGGUACCUGCUCAGCCAAUCGCCCAGGAGGACUGCCAAGCCGCCGGAGGCUGAGCUUGGUGGAUAUGAAGAGAAAGGCAACAACUUAGAAACGUCCGAAGAAACAGAGGGCCCACCUUUUGACGCUGCGGAGACCUCCUGGGGAGAAGGGGCAGAGGAGCCUUUGAGAGGCGUGGCACGGGGUGGAGCCCAUCUGUCCGACAGAGAGAAGCGUGUGCGCUACCACAACAUGGUGGAAGAAUGGGAGUGCCACCAGUUGCAGGAGGCUCUCCGUCUGGAAGACCUGCCCAUCGACCCGGCUCCUUACCGCCUGCUGGAGAAAGAAACGCUUUACCAGUGCUACGACCUCUUCAGCCUCCUGGGUCUGCACAUCGCUUACGUGACCAACAUGGGCCGCCUGGUCGGGGUUGUCGGUCUCAAGGAGCUGAAAACUGCCGUGGAGGGCUGUGUCAAGGGCACCUUUGCCGGCCGGGCCCUUCGGCAUUCGUACGGACCCGAGGAUCAGCAAGAAUUACAAGCCCCGGAAGAUGUCCGACGCAGCAACUCCCUGGCCUAGAGGGGCUCAGCCCCAGGGGCGCCAGAGCCCCCCCCCCCCGGCCCCCAGCAUUUGAUCCCCCAACCUCCCUGGAUCAGGGUUGAAGCUUGGAGGGAGUGGCUGGUUUUUCUGAACUUGGAGGCAGGGGUUGAAGGGCCAUUGUGAUACAGUGGUUAGAGUGUUGGGCUAGGGCAGGGGUCUGCAACCUGCGGCUCUCCAGAUGUUCAUGGACUACAAUUCCCAUCAGCCCAGAUGUUUAUGGACUACAAUUCCC